AUCUCUUCUUGCAUUAUCCAAUUUCUAGACUCUACUACACUCUGCUGCUCAAACUCACCGAAAAGGGUUACUAUUAGGGUUACGAUUUGUCCGAUAAUGGCGUUCGCAAACUAUUCAUCAUUUGUUCAUAUCGAAACAUCAUCAAAACAUUCUAUACUAACUUCUUCUUUUGCAAUUUCUCCCAAAUCAUCAUUAUCGACAUCUUCCUUAUUUUCAUCUCAUUCCCGCAACCGUGAAUCACGAAGGCUUUCGAGUUUUCCGGAUAUCCUAAGAAAUUGUCGAACAGUUGCAGUCAAACCACAAGCUUCUGGGGCCAAUUCAGUUGCUGAGGCCUUUUCUGAAUUCAAACACCUUCUUCUUCCAAUAACAGAUAGGAAUCCUUAUCUCUCUGAAGGAACUAGACAGGCUGCAGCAACUACAGCUGCUUUGGCCAAGAAAUAUGGUGCUGACAUAACUGUUGUGGUCAUUGACGAAAAGCUGAAAGAAUCAUUACCUGAGCAUGACACUCAACUUUCAAGCAUCCGUUGGCAUUUGUCUGAAGGGGGAUUCCAAGAAUUCAAGCUUUUAGAGAGACUUGGGGAAGGAAGCAAGCCUACUGCAAUUAUAGGUGAAAUUGCAGAUGAUAUGAAUUUAGAUUUGGUUAUUAUGAGUAUGGAAGCCAUCCAUUCAAAGCAUGUAGAUGCAAACUUGUUAGCUGAGUUCAUUCCUUGCCCUGUUAUUCUUCUGCCAUUGUAACUCUUUUUGUUAUUGUUUAAUGUGGAGUGGGUCUUUUUGUAGCACAUCUUUUAUAUUUCAGUUUGAUUAAUCUUU
Lactuca virosa is the source of this 810-nucleotide messenger RNA. Lineage: Eukaryota; Viridiplantae; Streptophyta; Magnoliopsida; Asterales; Asteraceae. The record is from the annotation of a GenBank genome assembly.